UUACAACUGAAUGAAUCAAAAUGUAUAAGACGGAUGAGAGAAGAAACUCGAAAGAAAUACGCUGAAAUGUAUGCUCAUUUACGUGUGAUAAUUAUUGAUGAAAUUUCAAUGUUGGGGCUGAAAUUACUUUCUCGACUGGAUCGGCGUUUACGAGAAAUUCGAGGAGUUAAAAAUAAACGCUACGGGAAUUUACAUGUCAUCAAAUUUGGGGAUUUACGUCAAUUACCGCCCGUUAAGGAUGCUUACAUGUUUUCUUCUGAUUUGUGGUGGUGUAGCAAUACACAGUUUUAUGAACUCGAUGAAAUAAUGAGACAGAAAAAUGAGAAAGAAUAUUUGGAGUUACUGGAUGAUUUGGCAAAUGGACCCUUACAACCGGAACAUGUUCAAUUUUUAGCAUCCAGGGAAAGACCAUUUGAAUGCUUACCUCGCGAAUCUGUUAUUUUAUGCUAUUCUAACAAGGAAGUAGACGAUUAUAAUGCUAAACGUCUUUCCAUGUUACCAUCCCAGAUGAUUCAAUGCAACGCAUAUGAUACCGUGCUCUCUGAUAAGCCAAAAAUAAUUACUAGCCGGCUAAAUAAACUAUUGCGAUUGAAACGACAUGAGACGGCUAAUCUUGAAUGGACUCUUGACCUUAAACCGGGAGCCAGAUACAUGUUGACCUGUACAAUUGAUAUGAGUGAUGGAUUAAUAAAUGGAAUUGUUGGAAUUUUACAAUACAUUGAAAUGGAACCAGAGGAUCAGAGUGUAAGACGAGUAUGGAUUCAAUUUACUACAGAUACAGUUGGAUUUAAACUUAGAAAUAAAUUUCGGCAGUACACGGAAAAAAGAAUAUUCCUUUCGAAUGGACACCCAUUGACCGCAUUUCGAAACAUAUUGAUAAAGCCUCGACUCGCAAAGUGUCGGUUUUUCGUAGCCAAACCAAUUAUAGUGGCCGAAGCUAUGACUAUUCAUAAAUCUCAAGGAGCAACUUUGAAAACAGUUGCGGUUAGUUUAAAAACUUCCAUGAGCAGAUUUCAUCAAUAUGUUGCAUUUUCACGGGUAACCAAACCCACUGAUUUGUAUAUUUUGGAUCAGUACAAGCCACCAGCAUUACCAAAACCGAACGAUUGUAUCUUGAAGGAAUUGAAUCGACUUCGAGCCUCAGACAAUAUUAUAGUACCGCGAUUUGAAUUUUUACAUAAUGCUUACAAACCUUUAAAUUUAUUACAAAUAAUGUACUUGCACAAUGGAGAAGGAGAUGUUUCGAGUGAUCCGUGUUUUAUGAAAAGUGAUGUUUUACUUUUUACUCGAAAGGCAUUUGAAUCAAUACCUGGAUUCAUGUCACUGGCAAACGGUCAUGUAUAUUUACGCUGUGAAAAAAACAAUCAGCAGUGUUACAGCAAGUACGAAAUUAAUGGUUGCGUAGAGACAAUUAGUAUGUAUAUUCCAAAAAUGAAUGUUUUGUUUAUACUCAUUGAUGUAAGACCAGCAGCAACAGAUACAGAUAUGAUCGAAGCAUUCAAUAUGGUCAUGUUACAAAACAAUAUACAGAGUAACAGAACCAUUUUGGUCGGACAUUUUAAAACCAUGGAAUAUUUGAGAAGCUUUUUAUCAUAUGCUACACACCAUCAUCUUUGCAUGCAAACGAAUGCUGUAGAAUUUACAAAUACAGGUGGUUUGACUACCGAGGCUAUUUUUACAAACUGUCCGGAGCAUACAGAAUGUGCGGGUGUUUAUGAAAGUACAAAUAAUUAUUAUUUACCAUUGUAUAUUCGUUUUUUCAUAUAGGGUCUUGUUGAAUAAUGGAAAGGGGGGUGUACAAUGGAUAUGUUCUUUCAACUCUCAACUAACUAAAAAUAGAUUGUGAUUCCAAAGUAAAAAAUGUGUAGACAUUAAAUUAAUAAAUAAACAAAAAGAAAGAGGUCAGGAGAGCUUAUGUAUUAUUGAAAACUGGUGAACUAUCAUAAUUUAUAGAAUUUAUAUUCCAAUUCCAGGAAAAAAGGUUAGACGUCAGAUUAUAGAACAGUAAUGAAUAAACAUAAACCCGUGUCGAAACGCUGUUGAACUCAUUAUUUCAGAAAAACGUGCGAGGAUCGGGAAGAAAGUAUGUCACGGUCACGAUCUCUAAAUAGAUUGCUUCAUGUGACUUGGCACUAUUCCAAAACGAGAGGUAUAAAAGGGAUUCGUCGUUUUCGGUUUUAUUAGAGCUGGUGAUCUUUUCUCCCGAGCAGAGUCAUGCGCUACCACCUUGCAUUUUAUGACGGUACCAGAUUUGAGGUAUACAUCUCCAACUUCAGAAUUUAUUUCAGUGCUCUAUCUCUUGCCGAGCUGAUACAGAUAAAGGAACAUGGCAAAUGGCUUUACACUGAAAUGCUGGACCUCCUCAAACCCGAGUAUCCUAAAUUGCUUCAGUGGAAGGAUCUUUCUACAGACGAAAACGUCUAUUCGAACAGUAUAUGGUUCGAUUUGCCACAAGCCUUAUACACAACGGAGAAAUUAAGCGCGAAUGCUUAUGAUGUCAUCCUCCAUUGCUUGAAUUAUCCGCUUGAAGAUGUCGGCAAACAUAUAGACGGACUAACUGUGCUCAAGAUGAGCUUUGAGCGACCCGAGUCUCUAAGUUCGUGUGUCUUUAUCAGAGAUAUAGCAGAACUUCGUAUGUAUUUCUACUUCAGAGAUUCGGGAUGGUGAUCGGAAAAAAAUUGUAUCCUCCUUCAAAUUUUUUAAAAAGCUGAAUGGAUCCUCUUAUAAGG
Stegodyphus dumicola is the source of this 2729-nucleotide messenger RNA. RefSeq names its product ATP-dependent DNA helicase PIF1-like. Lineage: Eukaryota; Metazoa; Arthropoda; Arachnida; Araneae; Eresidae. The record is from RefSeq and is a predicted model, not a curated record.